Molecule: messenger RNA, 888 nt
Organism: Coffea eugenioides
Lineage: Eukaryota; Viridiplantae; Streptophyta; Magnoliopsida; Gentianales; Rubiaceae
Exons: 3
Coding region: 21-803 (260 amino acids)
Source: RefSeq, a predicted model, not a curated record
AACAACUAAUAGGAGGGAAAAUGCCUAGUGGGUCCCUCCACAACUUGAAAUCCGUGCAGCUAGACGGAUGUGACUCUAUCCGAUGCAUUGCCAAAGGUGAUACGGUCACAUUAUUACAAAACUUGCAAGCACUUCGCACGAGAUCUUGUAGUGGGAUGGAAUCCCUUGUUGACUUUGAGGGUCUAAAAAUUCGUAAUACGCUAUCAAAAAAGGGACUCGAAAUUCUCCCCAAACUUGAGUCGCUGGACUUGGAUUUCUGUCCAAGAUUAACCCACAUUUGGAGUAAUUUUCCUGAAGGGGUUCGAGUAUUCCAAAACUUGAGAAGUCUAGAUGUGAGAAACUGUCCUUUAAACUGUUUGUUUCAUCCUCCUAGUGUGGCCACCAUGCUCAUAAGUCUUGAGGAACUAGAAGUUCAUUGGUGCUUGAAAAUGUGUGAAGUUAUAGGUGAGGAAGAUGAAGAGGUCUGCCAAGAAGAUAAUGCUCGGCAUCAUGAUGUUGGAAAACGUAGAGAAAUUGCACCGGGAAGAACUAGCAAGGAGUUCGUGUUUCCUAGAUUAAGUUUUUUGCGGUUGGAUUGCCUUAACAAUAUUCGAAGCUUUGGUGGUAGUCAUCGGGACGAUUAUGAGUUUAAAUUUCCCCUACUCACGACAUUGAUCAUAAGUUAUUGCCCAAAGUUGAAGAAAUUCUGUUCUGGAAAUUUGGAUGCACCGUUGCUUAAGAAAGUUCAAACAACGCCGAAUGACAUAAAGAAUUUUGAAGCUCCCGUGGAUUUAAAGGAUCGAGAGAUUUGUCCUUAUUAUUGACACGAUUAUCUGCAUAUUAAGAAUGUUGUGGGAACCAUCAAGUUCAUCGAAUAAUGUGGUCUAGUUACCAUAGCAUAGAUGGCGA